CCAAAGGCGUUGGUGUCCGUCUGAAGAUGCGCUACACUCCGGUAGCAUCAGUACCAGCUCCGCGGUGCUAAUUUACCACAAACCAGGGGGGACGACGGAGAGACACCGGCGGUGAUUGCGGCUGUAGAGACGCCGGCACAUCUGAACGGGAUGGGCGACCAGAAGGAGUCCCUGCGUAAGAUCACUCACACGCUGGCCGUGAAGAACGAGGAGAUUUCCAACUUCGCCUGCACUCUCAAACAGAGCCUGGAGAACCUGGAGGCAAACUCGAACCGAGUGCAGGAGGAUCUGGAGUCAGAAUUCAACUUCCUCCAUGCUGCUCUGGAUGAGAUGAAGGAAAACAUGGUGACUCGCAUCAAACAGGAGAGAGCCAGCCGCACAUACGAGCUGCAGAGUCAGCUGAGCGCCUGCUCCAAAGCCCUGGAGAGUUCAGAGGAGCUGCUGGAGCUGGCCAAUCAGACGCUCUGCUCCUCUGGAACGGACAGUUUCACUCAGGCGGCCAAAGACAUUAAGGAUAGCGUGACAAUGGCGCCGGCCUUUCGCCUCUCCCUGAAGGCAAAAGCCAGCGACAACAUGAGUCACCUGAUGGUGGAUUUCAGUCAGGAGAGGGAGAUGCUGAAGGCUCUCAAGUUUCUCCCAGUUCCCGCCACUCCAGAGAUCCAGGUAUCAGAGUGUCAGGUGUGCGACAACACAGUGACUGUAGUCUGGACCCUGCCAGAGCCCGAUUCCAAGAUAGACCACUACAUCCUGGAGCACCGGCGCACAAAUCACGAGGGUCCGCCGCGCAUCAGAGAGGAAUACCCCUGGAUGGUAGUGGAGGGGAUUCGAGAGAUGGAGUGCACGCUCACAGGGCUGCGCUUCGACACGCGAUACAUGACAUUUCGAGUGAGAGCGUGCAACAAGGCUGUGGCUGGGGAGUUUUCUGAACCAGUCACACUCGAAACUCAUGCUUUCAGUUUCAAACUGGACUCUAGUUCGUCCCACCAGAACCUGAAAGUGGAGGACCUGAGUGUAGAAUGGGACAGCAGUGGAGGAAAGGUGCAGGACAUCCGCAAAGAGAAGAACCGAACCAACUCCCCUAUGCACUCCCCAGCCAGGUCUGCCCUGAUGUCUCCAAAGAGAGCUCCAACAGCUCGGCCCGGCAGAGACAGGUUUACAGCUGAGUCCUACACAGUGCUGGCCGACACAUUCAUUGAUGCUGGCCAGCACUACUGGGAGGUAAAGUUUGACAAGGAGAGCAAGGCAUUUGCUGUAGGCAUCGCCUUGCGGAGCCUUGGCCGCUUCGACCAGCUGGGGAAAAGCAGCGCUUCCUGGUGCAUCCAUCUGAACAACUGGCUGCAGCAGAGCCUCACAGCCAAGCACAACAACAAGGCUCGAACCCUCGACUGUCCCAUCCCAAACAGCAUAGGGGUUUAUGUCAACUAUGAGGAAGGUGUAGUGUCUUUUUACACGGCCAAAGCCAAGCAGCUCAUGCAUACUUUCAGAACAAAGUUUCAACAGCCUGUCAUCCCAGCUUUUAUGGUGUGGAAUGGAAGCUUCUCGGUGGUGACGGGCCUGCAGGUUCCCAGCGUGGUCCAAAGCGGCCAGAGGAAGAACAGUGGCACCAGCAGCUCCAACGCCAGCCUCACUUAAACCCACCUGCAGAAACCAUCCAUCCAGCUGGACACCUCCCAGCUCCGCCUCCGUCACCAUCACAGCCUCCUCACUGACCACAGUUGAACCUGUCAGUUGCAUCACUAGAGUAUGAUAGUUCUUUUUGUUGCAUGACAGCAAAAGUUACUUUUUUUUGGGAAAAAAUAGACUUUAGCUGUUGUGAUGUUUGGGGCUUUGUUUAGUCUGAAUAGUUUUUGUUUUGCUACACAUUCGUUCAGCGCUGUCCCUCUGCUGCUAGAAUGAUUUAGCGCUGGCCGCUGCUUCCUUGCCUUCACUUGUCACUGACUCGUCCUGCAGCCAGCUGCAGGUUCAGGGUCAUCUGUCCUGUCUGCUCUGUCCCUGUGCCUUCAGAUCGUAUCUGACUGUCUACAACUGCCCCUUAUUUCCAGUUUAAAACCACUAUUGAUGWAAGUUUGAAUUAAAUUUAGACUCAGUGAAAUCCAUCCUAACGACAUCCAACUCCUUGACAAUGUAACUGAACACUAAAGUGGACCAUUUAACACCAYUUACACAAAAACUAACAGUAAUAGAAAUUAUUUGGCCUACAAACUCCGCAGUGUUUACUGAUUUUUAUAUUUUGGGUUUGGACCCAGACUUAAUGUUCAGYAACUGAGUCUUUCAGCCCAGGGGUGGAGCCGGAGGUGUGGCCAGGGUGGCAAUCAGUGUUUGAUUGGCCACUCCCAUAUUAUUGACGUGAGUGGUGAUCUUGGCUUUUAUAUUUGCGUUUAGAAUUCAUCAAAGAUUGUUUUCGUCUAAUUCUACACUAAUCUUCAGCUUUGUAGGUCUAAAAAUGGCUGAAUAAUUUGGAUCAUUGUUAACUACGAUCACAUGAAAUUUUAACUCAGUAAUUCUUAAAGCUGAAUUAAAUCUAGAAUUAGCUGUGGUGGCCAUAUUKAAUGACAAAUCCAGAGUGCUUUUAUUUAUUUGUAUGUGCCCCAAUCCUUUAAAAAAAACCCACCUUGGCCAUCCCUUGCAAAAAAAAGUCUAGCUCCGCCUCUGUUUCAGCUUCCUACUGAAGCUUUGUUARUUUUAAAUUGAAUCCAGUGUUUUUUGCUGAGGAGUUGAUUGACUGCACAGAAAGAUUGAGGCAGUUCCCUUAUUGCUYUCAUCUGUUAAACUAUUUUGGAUCUUGGAAAUGACCGGACUGCACCCUGUCUGUGUCUCAUAACCCCUGUUUAUCUGUAGAGGGCUCUUCCUACGAGUGAGGUUUUGGCUGAAGUCAGUUCAUCCUUUAGAGAGCUCUUAGAUUCAGCUAAUAAGCUGUUUUAUGAAAAAUAAUCAGGUUUUGGGCUCAAAGGGAUUGACUCUGGAAAAUAUAUCGUCUAUAGUAGUAUCCAUGUCAUGUUUUCUUUAACAGCAUUCGUCUCAUGUCUCAACAGGAGCCUGCAAUGCUUUUAAGAAGCAGCUAGCUCCGUUAUUUCCACAAGAUAAAAAUAUCAGUUUAUUGUAAAUAGUUUUCCACAAUAAUGUAUCAGUAAUAAAAACGUGAAACACUUA
This is a messenger RNA of Austrofundulus limnaeus, 3150 nucleotides long. It is a transcript of the gene fsd1, whose product is annotated as fibronectin type III and SPRY domain containing 1. The record is from RefSeq and is a predicted model, not a curated record. Gene Ontology annotation, cellular component: microtubule. The transcript is spliced from 13 exons. Gene Ontology annotation, biological process: regulation of cell division; regulation of mitotic spindle organization. Bases 151 to 1632 code for a protein of 493 amino acids. Gene Ontology annotation, molecular function: microtubule binding. NCBI's taxonomy places the organism in Eukaryota, Metazoa, Chordata, Actinopteri, Cyprinodontiformes, Rivulidae.